This is a messenger RNA of Acaulospora morrowiae, 522 nucleotides long. The record is from the annotation of a GenBank genome assembly. Lineage: Eukaryota; Fungi; Glomeromycota; Glomeromycetes; Diversisporales; Acaulosporaceae.
AUGCCGACUGAAAUAAGAGAAUGUAAUUGUAAGAAGAGAAAUUACAAUACCAGGAAUUGUUCAAGAGAGGACAAGUUUUUCCAAGGGUCAUCUAAAACACAGCUUGACAAGAAUAAAGUGAAACUGGGACAUUCAUCUGGAAUCUUGUAUACUGCAAAUGAAGCCCAAAACAGAAUCCUAGAGAUAAGGGAUAAUCGUCAAGGCAAGACCCAAGAGAACAACAUAGCUACAAAUACAGUCAAUAAGGAAUUGAAAUGUACCUGUGAAGAGAUUCGAACAGCUAGUGAUGAGGACGUCAGAGCACCAAGUGAGGAGGAGCAAAUGAAAAGUGUGGAAAACAAUCAUCCUGUGAAGACAAAGAAAGAAGUAAGAUUUGACCCUCGAGAUGAUAAGAAUGAAGUGGUAAAAGUGCCAAUUGGUACUAUUAUAAUCAAGAAAUACAAAGAAUCUAGUGGAAAAGAAGCUGAUGCAUACAAAGUAGAAUUGGGUUUUUGCAAUUAUGAGAUCAUACUUACUGAGUGA